AUGACGAGCAAGCCAGCCAUCGACUACUCGGUCUACCUCGUUACAGGGCGGGAGCUCCUCCCACCGGGUGUCGACUACUACGCCUCUCUCGAGCUCUGCCUCUCCCAGGGCAACGUGACCGUCGUCCAAAUCCGAGAGAAAGACACCGAAACAUCCGACUUCCUCACGAUCGCCCAAAAGUCACUUGCCAUCUGCGACCGCUACAACGUACCGAUGCUGAUCAACGACAACCUGUCCGUGUGCCUGUCCCUCCCGGAACGAGUAGGGCUGCACAUUGGGCAGGAGGAUAUCCCCGUCUCGGUCGCUCGACGCAUUCUCGGACCCAACCGGCUGCUGGGUAUCUCGGUCAAGACGAUCGACCAGGCGCGGAUCGCACGCGAAGAGGGGCACGCAGACUAUGCGGGUGUCGGCCCGUGCUAUGGGACGCAGAGCAAGGCGGGCAUCACAGAGGACAAGGUGAUUGGUUGUUCGGGGGCACAGCGCAUCGUAGCGGAACUGAAGAAGGAGGGUAGGCGGUUGCCAUGCGUCCUGAUCGGCGGUUUGAACCAGAGGACGGCAGCUAGGACGUUGUUUGGUGCGACAAGUGAGAGCAAUGCUCCGGAUGGGAUUGCUGUGAUAAGCGCCAUCGUCGGUCGUACCGACUCGGACGUUGCGGCGGCGGAGCUGGGCGAUAUCGUGCGCUCCUUCAAAACAGGCCUCUCCUCGUCUGCGUCCAACGGCGGGGUCGCAUCCGCCUUCGCCCUCCCUUCCCACCCCAUCAGGGAUGCAGAGUGGUACAAGACCUCGGCAGCGGAGCUGCUCACCUUCCACCGAACCUCCAUCCACGGACCACCGCUGAUUCAGACCAUCACCUCGCACGUCUCCUCCACCAUGUCGGCCAAUCUCGCGCUCGCCUUCUCCUCCUCGCCCAUCAUGUCGCACGAAGCGUCCGAGGCGGCGGAUCUCUCCCUCGCGGUGGGCGCUUUGGUGUUGAAUAUCGGUACGAUUUCUCCGGCGAGUCGCGAGGGCAUGCUUGUUGCGGGUAGGAGUGCGAAUGCGAAUCGCAAGCCGGUGGUGCUCGAUCCGGUCGGUGGGGGUGCGACGCAAUUUAGGAAGGAUGUGGUGAGGGGGCUGUUGAACGCUACGCAAGUGACGUUGUUGAAGGGAAACGCGGCGGAGUUGGCCAGUAUCGCGGGCAAGGGGGAUGAGGUGAGGAGUCGAGGGGUCGAUUCGGGGAGUGGACAGCUUAAGGAUCCGGUAGGACUGGUGUUGGGGCUUGCGAAGAGGGAGAGGUGUUUGGUGCUGCUGAGUGGGAAGAAGGAUUAUUUGACGGAUGGACAGACGGUCAUCACCAGCGACAAUGGACACCCGUUGUUGGGAGCUAUCACGGGGUCGGGCUGCGCGCUAGGUGUCACCGUUGGGGCAGGCCUCGCAGCCGCAUGCAACUUGGCCAAGUCCAAGAACGAGGACGUGACGUCGCUGGGCAACACCCUAGUCGCACACGGCAACGUGGAUCUGCUCGUCGGCGCCCUGACAGGUUUGUUGGCCAUGACAAUCGCAAGCGAAAAGGCGGCCGUCAGAGACGACGUUCGCGGACCGGGAACGUUCAUCCCAGCUCUGCAGGACGAACUCGCCGCCGUGUCCGCAGAAGACAUCCUCAAGUAUGCCAAAAUCGAGGUCGUCUCGUCCUGA
Kalmanozyma brasiliensis GHG001 is the source of this 1671-nucleotide messenger RNA. RefSeq names its product Thiamine phosphate synthase. Gene Ontology annotation, biological process: thiamine biosynthetic process. The transcript has a single exon. Gene Ontology annotation, cellular component: cytoplasm. Lineage: Eukaryota; Fungi; Basidiomycota; Ustilaginomycetes; Ustilaginales. Gene Ontology annotation, molecular function: thiamine-phosphate diphosphorylase activity; magnesium ion binding; hydroxyethylthiazole kinase activity. The coding region runs from base 1 to 1671 and encodes 556 amino acids. The record is from RefSeq and is a predicted model, not a curated record.